UUUAACGAAAUCGAAACAAGAAGAAUGGCAGAGGGAAGUAAUUUUCAAUCGUUAAAAGAUGGUUCUGAUGCAGAUUUUGAAUUCACUUGUACACCCUGUACAAGAUACCAUAGUCGACUUAAUGCUACACAGCAACAUAAACUGCUGGAUAAAAGCGAUGCUAAACAAGGUGUUGUUAUUUCCAGGAUUAAAUGUCUUUUCCAUCCAGACCGAGAAAUUGAAAUGUACUGCCUUAAACAUGAUAUGGUGUACUGUCUCCUGUGUAUUGCAACAGAACAUAGGUCUUGUGAGGGAGUAAACAAAAUUGAAGAUGUGUCAAAACAAUGUGUCACUCAAGCGGAGAUUCAAUCGCUAUUAGAUGGGACACAAACUGUACAAGACAAGAUGAAGUCACUUACAGUUAAACAGAAACAAAAUGUAACUGCAAUAGAGAAAGAGAAGGAAGCUAUUGAAGUGAAACUUGAUGAUACAGUGACAAAACUUAUAGAACAUAUCAGAAAAUCGAAAAGAGAGACAGCAAAAUGUUUAAAUGAUAAAUAUUCUACAUCGAAGGAGGAACUCGUAUCUGCUAUCAGUGUAUCAAGUCGCACAGCUGAAGACUUAAAACAAACCGAGAAACAACUGCAUACAAUUGACAGUCUGGACUUAGAGCAGCAAUUUGUCCGGAUGAAAUUGAUGAAGAAAACAGUCCAAGGAGCAAACACUUUAAUAACAGAAGGUGAGGCAGAAGUUACAAAAUUUAUCAAUUUUACUGUAAAUAAAGAGCUGACGGACAUCAUCACAAAAACAAAUUCUAUAGGUGAGGUGCAUGUGACAACUGGAAUUGUCGGUGAGCAGAAAUUGAAACAGAGGGAGUACAAAAUAAAGUCAACGAAAGAGAUCAAUGUGAAGCUGAGUUAUGACAAAUGGGAAUGUUGCAUAUCUGAUAUAUGUAGACUUUCUGAUGAUACGAUCCUUUUGACUGAUUAUUACAAUAACAAAGUGAAAAGACUCAACAGUAAUGAUAGUGUAGAAAACGUCUAUGAUUUUCAUGCAAGAACUACAGGUAUAUGUAGUGUCAGUAACAGUGAAGUGGCUGUGAAAUUAAACAAUAAUAAAAUUCAACUUUUUUCCGUUGGCUCAUCUCUGUCCAAAGGAAAGACAAUAGAUAUAAAAAACGGUGGACAGUUUGGAUUAACAAUGUGUUGUGGUGAUCUAUGGUCAUCAGCCUUAAAUGGUGUUAACGUUUACAGUACAACAUUUGAUCUUGUUAUAUCUACCGUCAAAGAUCAAAACGGGAAGUCUAUAUUUAAAUCCUCAGUUCAGCAUAUGGCAGUCACUACUGACACAGUGAUCGUGACAGAUAGCUCUGAUGGAGCUGUUUGUCUUAACAAGCAUGGUGUGGUCAUUAGAGAGAUGAGAGACAGUAGAUUGAAGUAUACUCGAGGUGUAUGUGUAGCUGAUGAUGGAACGGUAUUUCUAUGUGGAUAUCAAUCACAAAACAUCGUUAUGUUCGACAGGGAUGGUAAAUGUCUCGGAGAACUAAUGGGGAAAGAUUCUGGCUUGUAUACACCAGUCAGUAUGUGCUUCGAUGGGAGGAGAUAUAGGUUAAUUGUUGGACAGAGCGACAGAAGCAUUUUAUUUGUAAUUGAAUUUGAUUGCUAAAAAGUCGCAAUACUAUCAACUCCAACUGAUAAUAAAAUAAAACUUUGAUUAAAUUCUGAUAUCAACUAUCUUAAGAAAUAACUUUUCUCAGUGAAUGGCUAUAAUUGCUAAAUUGGCAUCAAUGCUGUUAAGUAUUUGAUUGAUAUUGAAGGCGUCUAUCAUGUUAACUCUUACAAGAAAAACGAAUUAUUUAAAAUGCUAUUUACAUGCACAUUGGUUUUAUUCUUUUGAUGACAUGUGUGAGUACUUAUCGCUGUAUAGAAAAUAAAAAAAUACGAGUAAACAUUUAAAAUAUAAUAAAAUUCUUUGAAGCAUCAUUUUUUAUUGCUCUAUGAACAAGAUAGAAUGUUUGUCAAUUAAAUAUUAUAUGAUACAAAUUCUUGUUAAAAUUAUAUGAUUUGUUUCAAUUAAAUUAAAAAAAUAGAACUCUGUAAUGGAUAUAUUUUGCGAAAUAUUUGACUUUGAUACAAAACGGACAUUUAUUUUUCCUUAUCGUUUUAGGGUUUAAAUGAACAUGUAUCAAAUAACACAUGACUUUUUGCAUAUCCGGAUUUAAUUUUUGUGAUGAAUGUAAGAAAAUUUUGAUAGUCGUGAUGUUAAAAUAAAUUGUUAUGUAAAUAUGUUCGAAAUGUCGGAACAUUAUUGUAGAUUCGUUAAUAUUCACGAAAGGAAUACAAUAAUUUUGUCAAAUUCACAAAUGUUACUUACAUGCUAUAGACUUUGUUGCCAUUUUUUAAAUUCCAAGAAAAAUACUUGUACAACUCGUAUUUGACAAGAAUAAUAUGGAGUAAUAAUCAAGUAAUGAAUGAAAUGAUACCAUUUUAUCCAGAACAACAAUAAUUACAAUUAACGUAUCAACUAUGAAAAGUAAGAUGUGUCACGCCUACGUGUUAUGAAGUAAUGUUUAUAUACUAUCUAAAUCAUAUGAAUAUAAAUUCAUAUUAAAUAAAGUAUAUGUAUGUAUACGUACGUGCGUGAAUGUGUGUGUGUGUGUGCUAAAUAAAGUGGUAGAAGUUACCCCGUAUGCGUAAUUAGUUUUGUUAUUUUCUUGAUGAGAAAUCGUUAUACGUUCGUUUUACAUCCCAAACAAACUGAGAACUUUCUUCAAAUAAAAAAAUCAUAAAAAGAGCCGUGUUCGAGAAUCAAAUCAAAUCAUCAUUAAUCUGGCCACAAAGAUAUGCACUGUCCUAUGGAAGCAUUUGAAUUUCGCGAAUUUGAAAAAUGACAUAAAGGUGUAUUAUACACGCCUUAUUUAAAUUCCUUCUUCAUUUCAAGUUACGAAUAAACAAAAAUCUCUCUAUAUAUAAUCUGUAUACAUUCUUUUGUAUAGUUAAAUAUUUUGAGCUUCAAUACAAUAUAAAUAUAUCGAAACAUUUUUUUAACAAAAUAGAUAGUUAAAACAAACAAACGGAUUUCUCUGAAAUACAUGUAUAUGGCAAUAUUAAUUGUUUUUCGGAACAACAUUUGAGUGACCUUAAAAUUUAACUAGAACGGCGGUUAAGGUGAAAACAAACAAGACAUUAAUCGCUCACUUAAAUACCUUUAUUAGAAAAAGUUAUAAUUUCUUUGAUGUAGAAGCAGGUGAAUAGUUCACAUUCAAGGUUACCGAGAAAAUGGUAUGACAUUUUAUGUAUGUAAUUAAAACUGAUGUUUUGCUGUUUAAAUAAAUUCUAUAUACUGUA
Messenger RNA from Ruditapes philippinarum (Manila clam), 3326 nucleotides. RefSeq lists its product as uncharacterized. The record is from RefSeq and is a predicted model, not a curated record. The transcript is spliced from 3 exons. Bases 25 to 1644 code for a protein of 539 amino acids. NCBI's taxonomy places the organism in Eukaryota, Metazoa, Mollusca, Bivalvia, Venerida, Veneridae.